Messenger RNA from Oncorhynchus keta (chum salmon), 8556 nucleotides. RefSeq names its product solute carrier family 2 member 12 (gene slc2a12). The coding region runs from base 225 to 2048 and encodes 607 amino acids. Gene Ontology annotation, cellular component: membrane. The transcript is spliced from 6 exons. Lineage: Eukaryota; Metazoa; Chordata; Actinopteri; Salmoniformes; Salmonidae. Gene Ontology annotation, molecular function: transmembrane transporter activity. Gene Ontology annotation, biological process: transmembrane transport. The record is from RefSeq and is a predicted model, not a curated record.
GUUAUAAACAUGGAGGCGGAUCUUUCCCGAGCACCUCUGGUCAAAAACAAGUACCGUGUACUGUACCAACUGGAGGACGAGCUGAGUUGUUUUUAAAAAUACUACUCAUUUACUAUUAUUUAAAAAUGAGGAUAAUUACUGCUGCAAAUGGACGGGUUUAGAUAGCAUUCAGGGUACCCUAUAUUGAUCCGAGUCAGUAGGAGGUGAAUAAUCCCCCAGCUGUGAUGUCCCCUCCCACCGCCCCUGUCGCCACAGAGACACGGAGCAUGACCUCUGACCCGUCCCACCUCGGAACUCUGGGUUGUAAUGUCCGACUGAAGGCAGCCACACCUAACAGCACAGGUUGUACCUGGCUGGUUGUCCUAGCAGCGAUAGCUGCGUCUCUCAGUGGCUUGAUGUUGGGCUAUGAAUUAGGCCUGACCUCCGGGGUCCUGCUCCAGCUAAGGGGUAUCCUCUCUCUGUCAUGCCGGGAACAGGAGCUCCUGGUGGGGUCUCUGCUGCUGGGCUGUCUGGUGAUCUCCAUUGUUGGAGGCUGGGGCCUGGACCGCUACGGACGUCGCUGGUCCAUGCUUCUGUCCGGAGGCCUGGUGGCUGGGGGUACCUUGCUACUACUGCUCCCGGCCUCGCUCACCACGCUGUCGCUCGGCCGCGCCGUGGUUGGCAUGGGGACAGCGCUGUCGGGUACGGCGGCGUGCAUGUACAUAGCGGAGAUUGCGCCACGGGAGCGCCGUGGGUUGUUAGUGACACUGUACGAGCUGAUGGUGGUUGUCGGGGUAUUGCUAGGUUUCGGGUGUAGCUACGCAUUCUCUGCGCUGCCUAAUGGCUGGAGGUUCACCUUCGGGCUUGUCCUCCCGCCGGCCGUUCUACAGGCUGCUGCCCUCGUCCUCCUCCCACCCAGCCCGCGCUUCCUCGUUGCCAGGGGCGACUCGGCGCGGGCCAAGGAGGUGCUGGUCCGUCUGAGGGGCGUGGCCAGCAGGGAGACCGUGGAGGAGGAGCUACGGGGCAUCCAGGCGGGGCUUAAGGAAGAAGCGGAGCACGGUUUCCGAGAGCUGUUCAGCGACAAGGCUAACCUGCGCCGGCGAUUGCUAACGGGCGUGGCUCUAGUGUUCCUGCAGCAGACUACGGGUCAGCCCAACCUCCUCUCGUACGCCUCGCCGCUACUACGCAGCGUGGGUUUCCAUAGCGACGCCGCCGCCAACCUCGCCUCUACGGGCUUCGGCGUAGUGAAAGUGGUGGGGACGGUUCCCGCCGUCCUAUUGGUCGACAGGGUCGGGCCCAAGAGCUUCCUGUGUGUCGGUGCGGUCGCCAUGGGGAUGUCGCUGGUGACACUAGGGGCGGUGACCUUGCAGAGCCACACCCAUCUCACCAGCCUAUGCCAGAGCCCUGUGGGGCUGAACCACACCUACCAGGGGCAGGACUUAAACACUCCUUCCUCCGGAUUGGACUAUAGCUCUUUUAAAUUAAUCACGCCCCCUCCUGGUGAGAGCCAAUGGAAUGGCAGUGACUCUGCGGAGGCUCUGGGGACUAAGAGAGAGGAUGCUGGGAUGGGGUCAGGGGUUAGGGGUCGGGGUCACGUGAAGUGGAUCUCACUUGUCAGCCUCCUGGUGUAUGUAGCUGCUUUCUCCUUCAGCCUCGGACCAAUGGUGUAUGUGGUGCUGAGUGAGAUCUUCCCAACAGGGGUCAGAGGUAAAGCCGUGUCUGUCGUGUCGGCUGUCAACUGGGCCACCAACCUCCUCAUGUCCAUGACCUUCCUCUCUGCCACAGAGAGGAUGACGAGGUGUAACAUCUAUUAUGGUCCCCCUGCAGAGAGGAUUGGUGUUCCCAACGUGAUGUUCCUGUACGCCACCAUAAGCUUCAUCCUGCUGGUCUUCGUCAUCCUCUUCAUCCCAGAGACUCAGGGACGCACACUGGAACAGAUCUCUAAAGAACUGGCCAAGAAAAAGCAGCUGAAGGUGAGGUUCUGGCGACGAGUGCAACCCCAGGAGACUUUCUUCACCAUUCACAGGACCCCUGAACUCUCAACUCUGAACCCUCACCCUCUCACCUAGCUGUCCACAGCAGAGGGAUGAAGAUCUGGGAGGAGAGAGGAAAUGCUAGAAAUGGAGAGGAGGGAGGCCGAGAAAGGAGGAGGAGAGAGGUAGAAGAGGGAUGAUAGAAGGAGAACAACCAUAUGACUAUGAGAUCACUUUCUUCUCCCUCGCUCGCUCCCUUCCUCCUUCCCUCCUAUUGAGAGAGCAACCCUGAGGCUCCGAUGGAACUCUGAGAUCUGUCUGUCCUCUGAAUUGCUGACCUGUCUGUCUGUUUCUACCUGUCUGUCUGUUUCUACCUGUCUGUCUGUUUCUACCUGUCUGUCUGUUUCUACCUGUUUGUAACAGAAUACACAGGAUUUUAUCUAAUAAGCUAUUUUCUGACCCCAAAUUUAUUCAAACAGGGACUUUUUCAAGUUAUGUUCAUGUUAAUGAAUUUACCCUUGGGGAAAAACACCUCCAUUCAUCCCAGUUUGAUAUUGGGACACAUGGUCUCGAGCUGGGUCAAAAUGUGUCAAAUUAUAUACCAUGUAUUUGACCCACUACCACUUUCACACAUGUAUCAAAUAAGGGGUUUUGUCUCUGUGUAAAUGGGGUUUAAGGUGCUGUUUCCACUGUUAUUCAGACCCCUUGACUUUUUCCACAUUUUGUUACAGCCUUAUUCUGAAAUUGAUUAAAUUGUUUUUAGCCCUCUCUCAUCAAUCUACACACAAUACCCAUAAUAACAUCACAAUACCCCAUAAUGACAUCACAAUACCCCAUAAUGACAUCACAAUACCCCAUAAUGACAUCACAAUACCCCAUAAUGACAUCACAAUACCCCAUAAUGACAAAGCAAAAAAAUAAAAAUGUAAUAAAAAAUAAAUUAUAUUAAAUGUACAUACAGUACCAGUCAACAGUUUGGACACACCUACUCAUUCAAGGGUUUUUCUUUAUUUGUACUAUUUUCUACAUUGUAGAAUAAUAGUGAAGACAUCAACACUAUGAAAUAACACACAUGGAAUCAUGUAGUAACCAUAAAAGUGUUAAACAAAUCAAAACAAUAUUUUAUAUUUGAGAUUCUUGAAAGUAGCCACCCUUUGCCUUGAUGACAGCUUUGCACACUCUUAAAUGAGUAGGAGACUAGUACUGUAAGCAUUCAGACCCUUUACUCAGUACUUUGUUGAAGCACCUUUGGCAGCGAAAACAGCCUUGAGUCUUCUUGGGUGUGAUGCUACAAGCUUGGCACACCUGUAUUUGGGGAGUUUCUCCCAUUCUUCUCUGCAUAACCUCUUAAGUUCUGUCAGGUUGGAUGGGGAGUGUUGCUGCACAGCUAUUUUCAUGUCUCCAGAGAUGUUCGAUCAGGUUUCAGUCCAGCCUCCGGCUGGGCUACUCAAAGACAUUCAGAGACUUGUUCCACAGCCACUCCUGUGUUGUCUUCGAUGUGUGCUUAGGAUUGUUGUCCUGUUGGAAGGUGAACCUUCACCCCACUCUGAGGUCCUGAGAGCUUUGGAGCAGGUUUUCAUCAAGGAUCUCUCUGUGCUUUGCUCCGUUCAUCUUUGCCUCAAUCUGGCUGGUGUGUUUACGGACAUAUUCAAUCUCUCCCAUUUUGCUGUCCCCAAGAUGGCCACCAUUGUUCCUGGACCCAAAGAUAACUGAAUUAAAUGACUAUUUUCCCAUAACACUCACCUCCACCUUACCUGACAUCCUAGACCCAUUUCAAUUAGCAUACCGCCCCAAUAGAUCCACAGCCUUCACACUGCACACUGCCCUAUCCCAUCUGGACAAGAGGAAUACCUAUGUAAGAAUGUUGUUCAUUGACUACAGCUCAGCAUUCAACACCAUAGUGCCCUCCAAUCUCAUCAUUAAGCUCAAGGCUUUGAGCAUGAACCCCGCCCUGUGCAACUGGGUCCUGGACUUCCUGACAGGCCGCCCCCAGGUGGUGAGGGUAGGAAACAACACCUCCACUUCGCUGAUCCUCAACACAGGGGCCCCACAAGGGUGUGUCUUCAGCCCCCUCCUGUACUCCCUGUUCACCCAUGACUGUGUGGCCAUGCAGCCUCCAACUCAAUCAACAAGUUGGCAGACGACACAACAGUAGUGGGCUUGAUCACCAGCAAUGACGAGACAGCCUACAGGGAGGAGGUGAGGGCUCUGGGAAUGUGGUGCCAGGAAAAUAACCUCUCCCUCAAUGUCAACCAAACGAAGGAGCUGAUUGUGGACUUCAGGAAACAGCAGAGGAAGCACCCCCCUAUCCACAUCGACAGGAUCGCAGUGGAGAAGGUGGGAAUCUUUAAGUUCCUCGGCGUACACAGGUGCAUCAAAGCAGGGACCGAGAGACUGAAAAACAGCUUCUAUCUCAAGGCCAUCAGACUGUUAAACAGCCAUCACUAGCACAGAGAGGUUGCUGCCUACAUAGAGACUCAUAUCACUGGCCUCUUUAAUAAAUGGAUCACCAGCCACUUUAAUAAUGUUUACAUAUCUUACAUUACUCAUCUCAUAUGUAUAUACACUGUAUUUUAUACCAUCUAUUGCACCUUGCCUAUGCUGCUCAGUCAUCGCUCAUCCAUAUACUGUAUGUACAUAUUCUCAUUCACCCCUUUAGAUUUGUGUGUAUUAGGUAGUUGUUGUGGAAUUGUUAGAUAUUACUGCACUGUCGGAACUAGAAACACAAGCAUAUCGCUACACUCGCUUUAACAUCUGCUAGCCACGUGUAUGUUGCCAAUAACAUUGAAUUUGAUUUGAUUUGAUUUGAGUCCCUGAAAAACCUCCCCACAGCAUGAUGCUGCCACCACCAUGCUUCACCGUAGGGAUGGUGCCAGGUUUCCUCCAGACGUGACACUUGGCAUUCAGGCCAAAGAGUUCAAUCUUGGUUUCAUCAGACCAGAUAAUCUAAUUUCUCAAGGUCUGAGUCCUUUAGGUGCCUUUUGGCAAACUCCAAGCAGGCUGUCAUGUGCCUUUUACUGAGGAGUGGCUUCUGUCUGGCCACUACCAUAAAGGUCUGAUUGGUGGAGUGCUGCAGAGAUGGUUGUCCUUCUGGAAGGUUCUCCCAUCUCCACAGAGGAACUAGAGCUCUGUUAGAGUGACCAUUGGGUUCUUGGUCACCUCCCUGACCAAGGCCCUUCUCCCCGAUUGCUCAGUUUGGUCAGGCAGCCAGCUCUAGGAAGAGUCUUGGUGGUUCCAAACUUCUUCCAUUUAAUAAUGAUGGAGGUCACUGUGUUCUUGGGGACCUUCAAUGCUGCAGAAAUGUUUUGAUACCCUUCCCCAGAUCUGUGCCUCGACACAAUCCUGUCUCAGAGCUCUACGGACAAUUCCUUCUACCUCAUGCCUUGUUUUUUCUGAGAUAUGCACUGUCAACUGUGGGACCUUAUAUAGACAAGUGUGUGCCUUUCCAAAUCAUAUCCAAUUAUUGGAAUUUACCACAGUGUAACGGCGAUCGUCUGUUGAAGGAGAAGCGGACCAAAAUGCAGCGUGGUGGUUACUCAUGUUCUUUAAUGAAGAAUCGACGAUACAUGAAAUAACUAAUAUAUACAAAAACAACAAACGAAACGCGAAAACCUAUUACAGUGAACACUACACAGAGACAGGAACAAUCACCCACGAAAACACUCACAGAAUAUGGCUGCCUAAAUAUGGUUCCCAAUCAGAGACAACGAAUAUCACCUGACUCUGAUUGAGAACCGCCUCAGGCAGCCAAGCCUAUGCUAGACACACCCCUAAUCAGCCACAAUCCCAAUGCCUACAAUAAACCCAUGUCACACCCUGGCCUGAACAAAUAACUAAAGAAAACACAAAAAUACUAAGACCAAGGCGUGCCAUAUUCUGUGAGUAUUUCGUGGGUGAUUGUUCCUGUCUUUGUGUUUGCACCAGAUAGGGCUGUUUCGGUUUUUCACUUUUUAUAUUUUUGUAGUUUCCGCUUGUAUUGUUUUUUCCUUCAUUUAAAUAUUAUCAUAAAUCAUCAUCACGCUGCAUUUUGGUCCGAUCUUCGUCAGAGGAGGAGAUAGAAGAACGCCGUUACACACAGGUGGACUCCAAUCAAGUUGUAGAAACAUCUCAAGGAUGAUCAAUGGUAACAAGAUGCACCUGAGCUCAAUUUUAGUGUCUCACAGCAAAGGGGUCUGAAUACUUAUGUCAAUAAGGUAUUUCUGUUUCUUAUUUUUAAUGCAUUUGCAAAAAUGUCUAAAAACCUGUUUUAGUUUUGUCAUUAUGGGGUAUUGUGAUGUCAUUAUGGGGUAUUGUGAUGUCAUUAUGGGGUGUCGUGAUGUCAUUAUGGGGUGUCGUGAUGUCAUUAUGGGGUAUCGUGAUGUCAUUAUGGGUAUCGUGAUGUCAUUAUGGGGUAUCGUGAUGUCAUUAUGGGGUAUCGUGAUGUCAUUAUGGGGUAUUGUGAUGUCAUUAUGGGGUAUCGUGAUGUCAUUAUGGGGUAUCGUGAUGUCAUUAUGGGGUAUUGUGAUGUCAUUAUGGGGUAUUGUGAUGUCAUUAUGGGGUAUUGUGAUGUCAUUAUGGGGUAUCGUGAUGUCAUUAUGGGGUAUUGUGAUGUCAUUAUGGGGUAUCGUGAUGUCAUUAUGGGGUAUUGUGAUGUCAUUAUGGGGUAUUGUGAUGUCAUUAUGGGGUAUUGUGAUGUCAUUAUGGGGUACAGUGAUGUCAUUAUGGGGUAUUGUGAUGUCAUUAUGGGGUAUCGUGAUGUCAUUAUGGGGUAUUGUGAUGUCAUUAUGGGGUAUUGUGAUGUCAUUAUGGGGUAUUGUGAUGUCAUUAUGGGGUAUUGUGAUGUCAUUAUGGGGUAUUGUGAUGUCAUUAUGGGGUAUUGUGAUGUCAUUAUGGGUAUCGUGAUGUCAUUAUGGGGUAUUGUGAUGUCAUUAUGGGUAUUGUGAUGUCAUUAUGGGGUAUUGUGAUGUCAUUAUGGGGUACCGUGAUGUCAUUAUGGGGUAUUGUGAUGUCAUUAUGGGGUAUUGUGAUGUCAUUAUGGGGUAUUGUGAUGUCAUUAUGGGUAUCGUGAUGUCAUUAUCGGGUAUUGUCAUGUCAUUAUGGGGUAUCGUGUGUAGAUUGCUGAGGAUUUUUAAAAUAUUUUUUUAUCCAUUUUAGAAUAAGGCUGUAAUAUAACAGAAUGUGUAAAAAGUCAAGGGGUCUGAAUACUUUCUGAUUAGAUCGUACAGUGGUGGUGAGGGGAGGACAGGUUCAUAUAAAUGACUGGAAUGGAAUCAAUGGAAUGGUUUCAUGUGCUUAAUAGUGUUCCAUUCAUUCCCGUUCGUUUACUAUGAGCUCAUUCUCCGAUUUAAAGUGCAACCAGCCACCACUGAUGUGGCUGUGUCUGGUACUGUCUGACCUGUCUGUUCACAGUUAUCUGUUCUGGACAUGGUUUACACCUGCGUUUCUUAAUUUACUCACAAGAAAACCAGAGUCAGUUAGUUAACUAACAGUCUUGCCCUUAACCAGUUGAAUCAGGUGUGUAUUGAUUGAUAGCAGAUGUUGCAAAACGUUUUGCAACAGAAACCGUUUACUCUAGGAAGCAAACAGAGCAGCAAAUGGAACAAAAUCGGGAGGCACCUACCUGAAUUUGUCCAAACGUUUUCCAUUUAGAGUAAACUGUUUCAAAACGUUUCGAAACGUUUUCCAUUUAGAGUAAACUGUUUCAAAACGUUUCGAAACGUUUUCCAUUUAGAGUAAACUGUUUCAAAACGUUUCAAAACGUUUUCCAUUUAGAGUAAACUGUUUCAAAACGUUUUGCAGCAGACUAAAAGCUUUGUAACAGACUAAACAUUUGCCAACCGACAAAAUGUUUUGCAACUAAAUCCGACUAGUGAAUACACUCCAGGUGUGUUUGUGUUCGUUUGUCCCGAGCUACAAUAAGAGUUCUGUUGGAGGAACAUGAAAACCAGAAACACUGUCUUGAAAGGUCCAGUGCAGUCAAAAACGUGAUUUUUUUCUGUGUUUUAUAUUUACUGAACAAAAAAUAUAAUACGCAAAAUGCAACAAUUUUUUAAAUUUUUACUGAGUUACAGUUCAUUCUCAUUAAAUAAAUCAAUCAAUAGAAAUACAUAAAUUAAUAAAUGUAAUAUCUAAUAUCCUAAACUAUGGAAUUCACGUGACUGGGCUCAGGCUACACGUGGUCUGCGGUUGUGAAGCCGGUUGGAGGUACUGCAAAAUUCUCUAAAAUUACAUUGGAGGCGGCUUAUGGUAGAGAAAGGAACAUUCAAUUUUCUGUCAACAGCUCUGAUGGACAUUCCUGCAGUCAGCAUGCCAAUUGCACACUACCCCAAAACUUGAGACAUCUGUGGCAUUGUGUUGUGUGACAAAACUGCACAUUUUAGAGUGGCCUUUUAUUGUCCCCGGCACAAGGUGCACCUGUGUACUGGCCAUGCUGUUUAAUCAGCUUCUUGAUAUGCCACACCUGUCAGGUGGAUGGAUUAUCUUGGCAAAGGACAAAAGCUCACUAACAGGGAUGGAAACAAAUUUGUGUACAAAAUUUGAGAUAAAUAAGCGUUUGUUUUUUUUGCGUAUGAAAAAAUGUCUGGUAUCUUAUUAUUUCAGCUCAUGAAACAUGGGACUAACACUA